GUAUUCCUGCAGCUUUUUCGCAGAUUCCCCGUUAACAGUUGGAAAAGUCACUUUCCUAUAUACAGCAAACAAAACCGAUAUUCGACAUGGCCUUGUCGGAAUCUUCAAUGAUCGCAAUCGUCGUCCUCGUCCUGGCAAUGAUCCUGUCUCAAGCAGCAGCUGUGUACAAGCCAACUUCUUCUGGUGGUCCUCUGAUGCACACUAUGACCAAGAAGAGCUUCCAGGACAUGAAAUGCAAGGGCAUGUACGAAAAGACCCUCUUCUCCAAGCUGGAGGGCGUCUGCGAAGGCUGCCACCGACUUUACCAAGACCUCGACAUUCCCACUCUCUGCCGAUCUCGCUGCUUCAACAACCCGUACUUCUUCUCCUGCCUCGAUGCUCUUCUGAUGAAAGACGAACAGGAGAAUUACGAGAACAUGAUUGAAUACAUCGGGGGCUGGAAAAGGAAGUGAAGAGCAUACCCCGAAGAGAAGCUUAUUAUGACCUUCGCAUCUUGAUGGGACGGAUUUCGACUACUUCAGAAGUUUUGUUUCUUUUGAAAUCGGCUUUUCUUUUGCAUACGCGCAUUCGUAAGAAUAAAAACGAUGUUCGAUCAUGUGUAAUAUAUUUAAAAAACAAAAUUGGGGUGUGUGUGUCUCGAACGCGGAUUAUAUUUUGAAGUAACGCGUAUCGUCGCUCCCAAAUUUCGGCAAGAUGAUUUUAUCGGUGUGGGCCCUGAGAAAAAGGAAGAGAAUUUCGUGGAAUGCGCGAAAAAAAAAAGGUUUUAACUUGGGUUUCCAGGUUGCAUCCGGUUUCUGUUUGUCCUUCGGUUAUAAUUGAUGCGCACGCUCGUUUUGCUUGCGGUAUAACGGUGUGUUAUUGUAUUCGUGAAAAAAGUUUGAUCUGACGAAACAAAGGCAGAAUGUUGCAAAUCAAAA
Messenger RNA from Notodromas monacha, 917 nucleotides. The record is from the annotation of a GenBank genome assembly. NCBI's taxonomy places the organism in Eukaryota, Metazoa, Arthropoda, Ostracoda, Podocopida, Cyprididae.